Molecule: messenger RNA, 3806 nt
Organism: Trichomycterus rosablanca
Lineage: Eukaryota; Metazoa; Chordata; Actinopteri; Siluriformes; Trichomycteridae
Product: 3',5'-cyclic-AMP phosphodiesterase 4D-like
Exons: 18
Coding region: 3-3806 (1267 amino acids)
Biological process (GO): signal transduction
Cellular component (GO): perinuclear region of cytoplasm; nucleus; cytosol
Molecular function (GO): 3',5'-cyclic-AMP phosphodiesterase activity
Source: RefSeq, a predicted model, not a curated record
UGAUGGCUCAGUCCGGAGGGAACCAGGACAUGCUGGCCGUGCCCGUUAAACAGCUCCACCAAGGAGACCAGGCUGGACUGACCGAGGACCUGGUGAAGAUUCUCAGGGAGAACCUCCUUCAGCAGGAACGGCCGCGGCGGCCGUGGGAAAAGAGAUCCCCGGCGUCCAUGUCUCCACGACUGUCCCCCACCACGCUGUCGCCGCGCAACUCUCCUCGGCUGCUGCGCCGCAUGUUGAUAAACAACAACAUCCACAAACAGCGCCGCUUCACCGUCGCACACACCUGCUUUGACGUGGACAAUGGCACGUCAUCAGGAAGAAGUCCCCUGGACCCCAUGACCAGUCCGGGCUCAGGUCUGAUCCUUCAGGCCAACUUUGUGCACAGCCAGAGGAGGGAGUCCUUUCUCUACCGCUCGGACAGUGACUAUGACCUGUCGCCCAAGUCCAUGUCUCGCAACUCAUCCAUUGCCAGCGACAUUCAUGGGGAUGAUCUGAUUGUCACACCGUUUGCCCAGGUAUUGGCCAGUUUACGAACAGUGCGAAAUAAUUUCGCCACAUUAACAAACUUGCAGCAAGAGAGAACGUCAAAUAAGCGGUCCCCUAUGUGUAACCCACCACCUCUCCCGAAAGCCUCUUUUACAGAGGAGGCCUACCAAAAGCUGGCCACCGAAACACUGGAGGAGCUCGACUGGUGCCUGGACCAGCUGGAGACCCUGCAGACACGCCACUCGGUCAGUGAGAUGGCCUCCAACAAGUUCAAGAGGAUGCUAAACAGAGAGCUCACACACCUGUCUGAGAUGAGCCGAUCUGGAAACCAGGUCUCCGAGUACAUCUCCAACACUUUUUUAGACAAGCAGCAUGACGUGGAGAUGCCCUCGCCUCAGAAGGAGAAAGAGAAGAAGAAAAAGCCCAUGUCGCAAAUAAGUGGUGUGAAGAAGCUAAUGUACAGUACAAGCCUCACCAACUCCAAUAUCCCACGCUUUGGAGUCAAGACGGAUACAGAGGACUCCUUAGCCAAGGAACUGGAAGACAUCAACAAAUGGGGCCUUAAUGUUUUCAGAAUCACAGAAUUUUCUGGGAACAGACCAUUAACAGUGAUAAUGUACACCAUUUUACAGGAAAGAGACUUGCUCAAGACAUUUAAAAUUCCAUUAGACACUUUUAUAACCUACCUGAUGACCUUAGAAGACCAUUAUCAUGCAGACGUGGCGUAUCAUAACAACAUCCAUGCUGCUGACGUCACACAAUCCACCCACGUGCUGCUUUCCACACCCGCUUUAGAGGCAGUUUUCACAGACCUCGAAAUUCUCGCUGCCAUUUUUGCCAGUGCUAUUCAUGACGUGGACCACCCGGGGGUCUCAAACCAGUUCCUUAUUAACACCAACUCCGAGUUGGCGCUCAUGUACAAUGACUCAUCAGUGCUGGAGAACCAUCACCUAGCUGUGGGCUUUAAGCUGCUCCAGGAAGAAAACUGUGACAUCUUCCAGAACCUCACCAAAAAACAGAGACAAUCCCUGCGGAAAAUGGUGAUCGAUAUUGUAUUAGCCACUGACAUGUCUAAGCACAUGAACCUACUGGCUGACUUGAAGACGAUGGUGGAAACCAAAAAAGUGACCAGUUCUGGGGUGCUGCUCCUGGAUAACUAUUCCGACAGAAUACAAGUGCUGCAGAACAUGGUCCACUGUGCAGACCUGAGUAACCCAACCAAACCACUGCAGCUGUACAGACAGUGGACAGACCGCAUCAUGGAGGAGUUCUUCAGCCAGGGUGACCGAGAGAGGGAGCGUGGUAUGGAGAUCAGCCCCAUGUGUGAUAAACACAAUGCCUCUGUGGAGAAAUCGCAGGUCGGCUUCAUCGAUUACAUUGUCCACCCUCUGUGGGAGACGUGGGCCGACCUAGUUCACCCGGACGCCCAGGACAUCCUGGACACCCUGGAGGACAACAGAGAGUGGUACCAGAGCACCAUUCCGCAGAGCCCGUCCCCUGCGCCCGAGCAGAAAGACGAGAGUGGACGACCCGCUGCGACGAACGCCACGGACAAGUUCCAGUUUGAGCUCACACUGGAAGAGGACGGCGAAACGGACACAGAGAAGGACAGCGGCAGCCAGCCUGAGGAGGAGGAGGAGGAGGAGGAGGAGGAGGAGAACAGCUGCAGCGACUCCAAAACUCUGUGCACGCAGGACUCGGAGUGCACCGAGAUUCCGCUGGACGAGAAGGUGGAAGGAGACGAGGCAGAGCAGGACGGUCAUACCUGCAUAAAGGAUCCGGAAGUCAAACGCAUGCUUAGGAGCGCUGACGAAACCCACUGCGGCGUACAGACACUCGGUCAGUCACGGCCACCGGGGCAGACGAAGAAUGUGAAAUUUGAGGAGGUUUAUCCCCAGCUCCCAGUGAUCAGUCAGGAGGGCAAUUAUCAAAUCAGAAAUGAGGAUGAUCGAAUAAUAGAAAUGGGACAAGCGGAAACGACCAUAAAGAUGUACCCAAGUUCUAAAAGUAAGAAGAAGACGACAUCUUUGAAAACUAAGGGUGAGCUGAGGAUCAGGAGGAUGGAAUUUGAAGAUGAUGAAGAUCGAAGUGAUCUGGAGGAGGUCAUGGGAGGAUAUGACCCUGCAGUCAGGAAGAUAUUGGCUAAAGCGGAAAAGAGAGGAGAUAAAACAAGGAGGAGAGAAGACUCAGGAGAUGAAAGCUCUAAGGAGAGUGAAAAUGGAGGUAGCGAUAGUGAUUCAGAUGGUCCUAUGUAUUCAAGAGGGUUUUUUCCUGCAACAUCCAGCACCAGAAUUGAGAACAAACAGAAGGCUUUAAGAAAGGUAGGAAAAAGUAUAGAUCAAUGUCUUUCACGCCUGGAAGAAUCUACUAGUCCGGAAGGCCGGAAAGAGCUGGAGGAGCAAUUAAGGGAAUUGCAGAUACAGAAGAAAGAGUUGCAGAAAGAAGACUCCAAACAAGUGGACAGAAAGUAUGUGUUGCGUUCAAGAAAAGGGAAGUCACUGGAGAAGAUGUGUCCAGUGGUCAUCCGAGGACAGAGUUUGGAGUACAAGCCUUGGCAGAAUACAGAUAUGUCAGAUAUACUUGAGAAGUUGCCUACUCUUCAGGAUGGAGCCCAUCCUUGGAUUUCAAAGCUGGAAGAGAUUAUGGUGGGGACACAAUCGGCUGUAGGAGAUAUUAAGAGACUUCUAGCUAAUCUCCUUGGGGUUCCAGCCAUGGAGGAGCUUCUACAGAAAGCAGGGCUUAAUCGAUAUGUGGGGACUGCUGUGAAUGACCCGGAGCUGUUUUCUGCGAAUAGAGGUCGAGUGUGGAGAGCGCUAAGAGAUACGUUUCCGACAAAUGUGCAUCCAGAUAAUAUUCUCAUUGAGCCAUUGGGCCAGGGAGAAAACCCGAGGGCAUAUGUCUCGAGAGCCCAUCAAGUGUGGAGAAAUGUCACAGGAAAUGAUCCGGACUUGAAUCGAAUGGAGCAGUCAAUUUUGAGAGCUAAAAUACAGAAGGGGCUGCCUUUGCCGGUGAGGAGUAAGCUAGCAGAGGUGGUUGGUCUUGGAAACAUGGAAAAGGGUGUCUAUACAGAUCAUAUAGCCCACCAGGUGGAGCUGUAUAGGAAGAAGGAGCAUGAUCAAAAAGAGCAGGACCAAGAAACCCUUAGAAAACUUAACCAAAUACAAUUGGUGGAUAAUAAGAAGAAGGAGAAGAAGCAGGCUGUGGUUAUACAGAGGAGUGCAACAGGCCAGGAGGAAAUUUCAGAGGAGGAAUUUUCAGAGGAAGAAAUUUCCGAAGAGGAGGAUUUAGGGGCCAACCGAGGUCUUUUGAGGGACCUGUGA